This is a messenger RNA of Heterobilharzia americana, 1657 nucleotides long. The record is from the annotation of a GenBank genome assembly. NCBI's taxonomy places the organism in Eukaryota, Metazoa, Platyhelminthes, Trematoda, Strigeidida, Schistosomatidae.
ACAUAACAAGAGUGCAAGACACUCAUUGUUUUAAGCGCGUUAUCUAAACGUUGUCAAGGUCGAAUUGGCGUGAUCAGUGGCCACGAUAGCCUUAGAGUGCCAAUGUACUGGCACGCAGUAUUGCCAUUUCCAAGCGCAUGGUGUGGACUGUAUUGUGUCUUGCUGUCGAUAUCUUUCUUUAGUACUCUUGAUUACUUGUUAAAAGGUAUAAGACCGCCAACAGCUGUCGAGUCUAAGGGUCCACUUGCUGUUUGGAAAUGGCGCAAUAUGUUGAUCUCUUGGCUACAUGCUCUUAUAAUAGGAACAUGGGAUAUAUUAUGCUUUUACUAUUACCCUGAACUGAUGGAUGACCCUAUAGGUCAUAUUGUUCCGUUUACCUAUUACAUGGUAGCAGUUUCUACAGGCUACUUCUUCUACGAUUUUUGGGAUAUGUUAGUGCAGAAGCAAAUAUUCUCUAUGUGGGAGUUGACUUUGCAUCACAUAGCGGUUCUUGGUGCCUUUACUUAUAAUGUUAUAAAUGUUCGGUAUAUAGCAUAUAAUGUUAUUGCAUUACUUGCUGAAGUGAACAGUAUCUUUUUGCAUACUCGUAAACUUAUGCAAAUGUAUAAAAUUCAUCCAAUGAAUAUUAUUCGUCGUUUAAAUUCUUUAAUAAAUCUUAUCACAUUUAUAUGUUGUCGAGGUUUUGCAUUAUUUUGUAUAUCAUAUGGUAUAUAUAUGAAUCCUGAUAAAAUAUCAUCAUUUUAUUCAUUUUUAUUAAUGUCUAGUAUGUUCAUUAUGAAUAUAUUAAAUCCAAUUUUAUUUUAUAUUCUUUUACGUAAUGAUUUUUUAUUAACACAUAAAGAAAUUAAUGAUUAUUAUAGUAUAAAUGAUAGAAAAAAAUUAAUUGAUACUACUUAUACUUUAGAUAAUAAAAAAUCUAAUUAUAAAUUAACAUAUGAAUUGAAUAGUUUUACUGUUAACAGAUUUCAUCAAUCGAAUUCAUCGAAACUUUAAAAAAAAGAGAAAGGAAGGUGAUUGUUUAUUAAUGUAUAACUUUAGUUUACAUACCUUUAUUUAUUGUUUUAUUGAAAUUCUAAAGCUUUUUACCUAUUGAAAGUUGUUUGCUAUACCUUAUAAUUAUAAUUAUACAUAAGAUAUAUAUGUUCUUAUAAAAAGACAUGUUAAUCUUAUCCUAGUUGAUUAAAUAAGAAUUAUCGAGUAAUAUAGUUUAAUGUUAUGAUUUUGUAAAUACUUUUCUUUCCAAUAUAUUUAAUGUUUAUUACCUUUUAAACAAUCUAUAUGACUACAGUAUACAUUUUGUUAAUGAUAAGUAGUACUGUUAAGAAAGUUAUUGUGUAUUGUUGAGUAUUUAUCAUCUUCACACUGAUUUACUUUUGUUUGUAAACAAAUUGUUUUUCAUAUUUAUCAUGUCAAUGAAUUGUUCUCUCCUAUCUUUCAUUUUCAUAUUGUCUGUGAUUAUUGAAUUUUUAUUCAUAUUAACAUAAGUAAAUAGGAAAGAAUAUGAAAUAGUUUCAAUUAUCUAUAAUAUAUAUAUAUAUAUAUAUAUAUAUAUAUAUAUAUAUAUAUAUAUAUAUAUUAUCCUAAUAUUCUAUGCCAUUAUGAUGAAUGAUAAAGAAGUGUAAUGAGUGAUUACAAUAAGAGGGGGGAAUAAAGUUUC